AUGGAGACCGAACAGAUACACUUCCAAAUGGAAGAAUCAGAACCAGUGGAGGAAUUAAUCAUGAAGGAAGGGAAUGAUAACAACCUAACAAAUCAGGCUAAGAGCAAAACUCAGGGAAAGCUGAAAACUUGGAAGAGAAGAACACUCCCCAAAUCUAUUCUGAGAGGACAUAGGCACCUGCGUGUGUUCCUCAGAUUUGACUUCGGUCGGAUUCCGAGCAAUGAAGAAUUAAAAAAUAAGGAAAGGGAAGAAAUGAAGGCAGCAGCCAGUUUUCUUUACAGCCGAAACAUCGUCUUUAGAGCCGACAUUGAUGGUCUGACCCUUAGGCAAAGCCGCUGGAUCAUUCCCACCCUCGAGAGCUUUCUUUCUCACAACUUGAUCACUUCUGUGAAUGCAUUCUCGACAUUCAUUGAUUCGAGGGCAGAAGUCUCCAUGAAAAACGUCCUCUCUUUUUCGGCAAAAGCUGUAGCAUCCUCUGUAGACGGCCCGCAAGUGACGCAAAUCGGCCUUGUUGCCCACGAGCAUGAUCACGAUGUUCGAAUCUGUGUGAUCCCUCAGCUCUUUUAA
This is a messenger RNA of Striga asiatica, 567 nucleotides long. The record is from the annotation of a GenBank genome assembly. Lineage: Eukaryota; Viridiplantae; Streptophyta; Magnoliopsida; Lamiales; Orobanchaceae.